CUUCUGGUGGGGCCGGAAGCGGCGGGAGGGAGCAGGGCCGUUGGGGCCGGCCAGCUGUUACACCCCCCACCCCCCCCCCGCCGCUGCUGCCGCCAUCAUGGGCAUCCCGGGGCUGACGGGCUUCGUGGAGGAGCACGGCGGGUUCCUGGCGGCCGUGCGGGUGCGGCGCACCAAGCUCGUCAUUGACGGGAGCAGCCUCUACCACCGGCUCUUCUUCGCCUGCGGCGCCGACGUGCGCCACGGCGGCGACUACGGGCGCUUCGCGGCGGCGGUGGGCGCCUUCUUCGGCAGCCUGCGGGCCUGCGGCGUCGCCCCCUACGUGGUGCUGGACGGCGGGCGCGACGCCGCCGACGGGAAGCUGGCCACGCUGCGGGGCCGCGCCGCCGAGCGCCUGCGGACGGCGCACGGGCUCUCCCGCGGCGGCGGCGGCGGGGGGCUGCUGCCGCUGCUGGCCCGCGAGGCCUUCGUGCAGGCGCUGCGGCGGCUCGGCGUGCCGCUGACGCAGUGCUUCGCCGAGGCGGACCGCGAGAUCGCCGCCCUGGCCAACCGCUGGGGCUGCCCCGUCCUGACGCUGGACAGCGACUUCUGCAUCUUCGACCUGAGCGCCGGCUACUGCCCCCUGAGCCACUUCCAGUGGCAGAGCAUUUGCGGCGGCGACGACGCGCUGGGCUGCUAUAUUCCCGCGAGGUGCUUUUCUGCAGAGAAAUUCUGCAGCCACUUCGGUCGGCUGAACAAAACCUUGCUGCCGCUCUUUGCCGUCAUGAACGGGAACGACUACGUGAACCUGCCAGCUCUUGAGAUUUUCUUCAGCAAGGUGCGACUGCCAGGUGGAUGCUGUGGCUGGAAGGGGAGGAAGCACGUCCGCAUCCAGGGACUUCUGAACUGGCUCUCUCGUUUUGCUGAGCCAACGGAGGCUAUAGAAGACGUACUGAAAUAUCUUAAGAAACACCAGAGAGAAGAAAUCAGGGAGCUCCUGCACGCUUCAAUGGAAGGCUAUACGCCAUCUGAUGUGAAUCUCGAGGACUUUUUUCAGCAUGGAAAGUACGAAUCUCAAGCAGCUAGGAAAUCAGACUUACCACAGUGGGUACUUGAUGCUUUGGCAAAAGGUGAGCUGUCCCCAUUUAUCAGUGAUGCCCUGAUUUUAAGAAGUACCUUCCUCCACGUUCAGGUGGAGAACAUGCAGAGAUCCAGCGCACAUAGCACAGCUUUGCCCAUUCGGCAAGUUAUCUAUGGAAUGCUUCUGAAAAUAUCUCAUACUACCGAAGCUGCUUCUCCAAGUAAGCAGAUCAACAAGCUGCCAGUUGUAUGUGAAUUUGACAGAAUCCAAAAGACACUCAAAAAAACAUUUGUUCAAGCAGCAAGUCUACCCACAGAUUUUUGUGAUGAUCAUUUUCCUUUGGACAAAUUAAUGGAGGUGCCCAGGUCAUGCCGUCUAAUGCUUUUGCUGGAGACUCUAGGAGUGAAAAUGACUAUCCUGGAAUCUGUCCCCAGUCACUUACAGCUCCCUGUCGCUGUAACCUGUUACUGGACACGUAGUUCAGAACCAAAAGUGAAAUUGCAUCAGUUAAAGGCUUUACUUCUAAUGAUAAUAUUUAGGGAAUUGCACAGGACAACGAAUGAUCCAGAUCGCACAGUUUCAUGUUUUGAAGAUGACAGCAUUACAUAUAACCAAUUUCCAAAUGAGAAGAAAACGCAAAAUACAGACUUUGAUUUAGAUGCUGCACACUCUUUUUGCCAGUGGCAGUGCUGUCUCCAGAUGGGAUAUUAUCUCAACCAGCUACUUUCCUCUCCUCUCCCUGAGCCAGACUUAACCAGAAACAACUGAACUCCUUGACUGUUGCUUACUUUCACCCCACAAGAAAUUCCCCUGAAAAUAUUUGUGAAAAUAUCCCAUUGUUGAUUCACAAUUGCUCUGAAAAGUCUCUCCAACUUGCCAUUUGGUGCUGGUAGUCAAGAAUGGAACCGAAAAAACAACACCCCCAAUUCAUAUACACCUGGUCCAAGCAUUCUUCUAUCAUGGGGUUCAGCAGGUCUACAAUGCAAAUAAUGAGACUGAGCUAAAACAGUAAUCUUAUUUUUUUCAUCUUCCACUGGAAAACAGCAAAGUUACAUUUGGUGUAUUUAAAAUGAAUUUCAUUCAAUUAAAUUCACCCUUCAAGAAAGCAACAUGAAUUGUUCUUCAGGGUCUGAAAUUUUAUUUCUUCUCUAGACUGACAUACCUUAUUCAGAAACUGAGUCUUCUGCUAGGAAAGUGGUAUGUCAUAAAUUUGCUUUAAAGACUAGGAAAUAACACUUGAAAGCUAACAAGACAUUUUGGUGUUUAUCUGAACUUCUAUAUGUAUAUGGAUUUCUGAGGCUCCAAGACAACUGCAGACCACAAAUUAAUCAAAUCCCACAGGUAAGACAAUCUCUUGUCGAUAUUCUCAUGUGAAAAGUAUAGUAGCUAGAGUAUGCCAAAAGCCAAGUUAGUUCAAAAGAUUCUUCAGCAUGCAUUGUCAGUUUUCACUGUCAGUCUCUACUGACAUCUGAAGAAUACUAGACAAUUUACUAGUAAGUUCUAAAAUAUUUUGCAAUAGUUGCAAGUCUGUGUGGAGGAAGACAUUGUUUCUAAUUAGUGAAUACCAGAGUAUUCAGACAUCAUCCACGUAUUAAAACUAUUUUUAUCCUAUCAAGACUCCACUAUAUUUUCUAGCCCCAAAAGGUCAUUCUGUAAGUUAAAACUGUAAGUUACACUGUAAGAGUAAACUGUUUUGUGAUUGGGAAGAAAGAACGAACAGGGGAGGCAUAAAGAAAUGUAAGCUUCUCUCAAAGAGGAAUGGAAUUUUGUGCCAUUAGAGUGAAAAUUAGUGCAUUCAUUUUUUAAUUCAGUAUACUACAAGAUACUUCAAUAACCCUGGCUUAUAACUGCUUGAGUGGUCUAGCAUUUGUAAGCUAAAGUAAAACAGACAUGAAACAAAGCUGGUAUCUGAAAGGAUGUCAAAACAAGCACAACAAUCUGGUGUAAACGCCAGUUACUUUUAAAACAUUGAGACACCACACUUAAGUAAGAAAAGCAAACAUUUACUUCAAAUUGCAGUAUAGGCUUUUCAAUCACAGAAAGAAAGAAAAGAAAAACAGUGAUCUGACAGCGGUCACAUCCUGUGCAAAAAACUCAGGAUACAAAAAAAAAAAAAACUUUAGCACAAGGUACUUGAGCCGCUUACACAUUGCAGGAUAAAGUAAAUAAAUACAGUAGCUGGAAUAUGGCACUCUUGUGACAAGACUAAACCCAGUGGAAUGCCUCUGAAAUAAUUUUUAUCCUUAUAUUAGUAGCAAAGUCCCACCACCAUAAAAGUAAAAUAGUACAAUGU
Molecule: messenger RNA, 3350 nt
Organism: Dromaius novaehollandiae (emu)
Lineage: Eukaryota; Metazoa; Chordata; Aves; Casuariiformes; Dromaiidae
Gene: ASTE1
Product: asteroid homolog 1
Exons: 4
Coding region: 98-1825 (575 amino acids)
Source: RefSeq, a predicted model, not a curated record